Molecule: messenger RNA, 4520 nt
Organism: Podarcis raffonei (Aeolian wall lizard)
Lineage: Eukaryota; Metazoa; Chordata; Lepidosauria; Squamata; Lacertidae
Gene: BRPF1
Product: bromodomain and PHD finger containing 1
Exons: 14
Coding region: 146-3832 (1228 amino acids)
Biological process (GO): regulation of transcription by RNA polymerase II
Cellular component (GO): MOZ/MORF histone acetyltransferase complex
Molecular function (GO): protein binding
Source: RefSeq, a predicted model, not a curated record
CCGCCGCCGCCGGAGCCUCCUCCUCCUUCUCCAUUGUCCGGGCCGGGCCGGGCUGGGCCCAUGGGCCCUGCCGCCACGAGAGCCGCCCAGCAGCCGCCCAGCCGCGGGCGGGGGGCCUGAGGCCGAGCGCGAGCUAGCAGGCGCCAUGGGGGUGGACUUUGACGUGAAGACGUUCUGCCACAACCUGCGGGCCACCAAGCCGCCGUACGAGUGCCCCGUGGACACCUGCCGCAAGAUCUACAAGAGCUACAGCGGCAUCGAGUACCACCUCUACCACUACGACCAUGACAACCCCCCGCCCCCGCAGAGCGCCCCUCUGCGUAAGCACAAGAAGAAGGGCCGGCACGGCCGGGCGGCCAACAAGCAGUCGCCCAGCCCCUCUGAGACCUCGCAGUCGCCGGGCCGAGAGGUCAUGACCUACGCGCAGGCCCAGCGCAUGGUGGAAGUGGACCUGCACGGCCGCGUGCACCGCAUCAGCAUCUUCGACAACCUGGACGUGGUGUCCGAGGACGACGAGGCGCCCGAAGAGGUCCCGGAGAACAACAGCAACAAGGAGAACACGGAAACGCCGUCCGUCGCCCCCAAAGCCGGCAAGCAUAAGAAUAAGGAGAAGCGUAAGGACUCCAACCAUCACCACCACAGUGCCUCGGCGGGCAACAUGCCCAAGCUCCCAGAGGCCGUGUACCGGGAGCUGGACCAGGACACGCCUGAUGCCCCUCCUCGCCCCUCCUCGUAUUACAGAUACAUUGAGAAGUCGGCCGAGGAGCUGGACGAGGAGGUCGAGUACGACAUGGACGAGGAGGAUUACAUCUGGCUGGACAUUAUGAACGAGCGCCGGAAGACGGAGGGCGUGAGCCCCAUCCCCCAGGAGAUCUUUGAGUACCUGAUGGACCGGCUGGAGAAGGAGUCCUACUUUGAGAGCCACAACAAGGGGGACCCCAACGCCUUGGUGGACGAGGACGCCGUCUGCUGCAUCUGCAACGACGGCGAGUGCCAGAACAGCAAUGUCAUCCUCUUCUGCGACAUGUGCAACCUGGCCGUGCACCAGGAGUGCUACGGCGUCCCCUACAUCCCCGAAGGCCAGUGGCUGUGCCGCCGCUGCCUGCAGUCCCCCUCCCGGGCCGUGGACUGCGCCCUGUGCCCCAACAAAGGGGGCGCUUUCAAGCAGACGGACGACGGGCGCUGGGCCCACGUGGUGUGCGCCCUCUGGAUCCCGGAGGUGUGCUUCGCCAACACGGUCUUCCUGGAGCCCAUCGACAGCAUCGAGCACAUCCCUCCCGCCCGCUGGAAGCUGACGUGCUACAUCUGCAAGCAGCGAGGCUCGGGCGCCUGCAUCCAGUGCCACAAAGCCAACUGCUACACCGCCUUCCACGUCACCUGCGCCCAGCAGGCCGGGCUCUACAUGAAAAUGGAGCCCGUCCGCGAGACGGGGGCCAACGGGACCUCUUUCAGCGUCCGCAAGACGGCCUACUGCGACAUCCACACGCCGCCCGGCUCCAUGCGGCGCCUGCCCGCCCUCUCGCACAGCGAGGGGGAGGAGGAAGAGGAGGAGGAGGAGGACGGGAAAGGCUGGAGCUCGGAGAAAGUGAAGAAGGCCAAGGCCAAGUCCCGGAUUAAGAUGAAGAAGGCGAGGAAGAUCCUGGCCGAGAAGAGAGCGGCUGCGCCGGUGGUGUCGGUGCCCUGCAUUCCUCCCCACAGGCUCAGUAAGAUCACCAACCGCUUGACCCUCCAGAGGAAGAGCCAGUUCAUGCAGAGAUUGCACAGCUACUGGACCCUGAAGAGGCAGUCCCGCAACGGAGUGCCCUUGCUGCGCCGGCUCCAGACACACCUGCAGUCACAUAGGAACUGCGAGCCCGGGAGGCCGGCCCCUCCUCCUCCCGUGUCCAAGGCUGAGCAGACUCUGAUGUUCCUGCAGCGAGAUAACACAGAGGAUAAGAACUGGGCCCUGAAAGAGCAGCUGAAAUCCUGGCAGCGCCUCCGCCACGACCUGGAACGAGCGCGCUUGCUGGUGGAGUUAAUACGCAAGCGGGAGAAGCUCAAGAGAGAGACGAUCAAAAUGCAACAGGUGGCCCUGGAGAUGCAGCUGACCCCUUUCCUCAUCCUCCUGCGCCGGACGCUGGAGCAGCUCCAGGAGAAGGACACGGGCAACAUCUUCAGCCAGCCGGUCCCGCUGUCUGAGGUAACAGAACUCUACGAAGUCCCAGACUACCUGGACCACAUCAAGAAGCCGAUGGACUUCUACACCAUGAAGCAGAAGCUGGAGGGCUAUCGCUACCUGAACCUGGACGAGUUCGAAGAGGACUUCAACCUGAUCGUCAGCAACUGCUUGAAGUACAACGCCAAAGACACCAUCUUCUACCGGGCAGCCGUCCGCUUGCGGGAGCAAGGGGACGUCGUGCUGCGGCAGGCGCGUCGGCAAGCGGAGAAGAUGGGCAUUGACUUCGAGACGGGCAUGCACUUCCCCAUGGCCGCCGACGAGGCGCCUCUGCGAAGCACCGAGAACGACGAGGAGCGGAUGCUGCUGUCUGAGAACCAGAAGCACCUGCCCCUGGAAGACCAGCUGGGCCUGCUGGUGGAACGCCUGGCCGAGGUGAGCGCCGGGAAGCAGAGCGUGGGCUGCUGCCGGCGGGCCAAGAUGAUCAAGAAGGAGAUUACGGCCUUGCGGCGCAAACUGGCACACCAGCGGGAGUCGGGGAGGGAUGGGCAUGGCCCCCUGACCCGCAUCAUCCUGCCGGCCCAUAACCCCUGCGAGAAGGACACGCAAACCGACAGUGCCGCCGAGGAGAGCAGCAGCCAGGAGACCGGCAAAGGCCUUGGCCCCAACUCAUCUUCCACGCCUGCACACGAAGUCGGCAGGAGAACGUCGGUGCUUUUCUCCAAGAAGAACCCCAAAACGGCCGGGCCCCCCAAGCGUCCGGGGCGCCCGCCCAAGAACCGCGACAGCCAGCUGGCUCCGGGUCACGGGAACAGCCCCGUGGGACCCCCUCAGCUGCCAAUCAUGGUGUCCCGGCGGCCGCGCAAGAGGAGCCCGCGGCCCAGCUCCACCUCGGACAGCGACAGCGACAAAUCGGCAGAUGACACUCCAAUGGAUCUGCCAGCCAACGGCUUCAGCAGCGGCAAUCAGCCGGUCAAGAAAAGCUUCCUAGUUUAUCGCAACGACUACAACCUUCCACGCAGCAGCUCUGAAUCUGAGUCCAGCAGCACAACCAGCAGCAGCGCCGCCUCGGACCGUACCAGCACAACUCCUUCCAAACAAGGGAGAGGGAAGCCCUCUUUCUCCCGCGUGAAUUUCCCGGAGGACAGCAGCGAAGACACGUCGGGCACAGAAAACGAGUCCUACUCGGUGGGAACCGGCCGAGGGGUGGGCCAUGGCAUGGUGCGGAAGAGCAUCAGCCGAUCGGCCGGCUGGCUGUCUGAAGAUGAGGACUCCCCUCUGGACGCCCUGGACCUGGUGUGGGCCAAGUGCAGGGGCUACCCCUCUUAUCCAGCACUGAUCAUUGACCCUAAGAUGCCACGGGAAGGGAUGUUCCACCAUGGCGUCCCCAUCCCCGUCCCCCCCUUGGAGGUGCUGAAGCUGGGAGAGCAGAUGACUCAGGAAGCCCGGGAGCAUCUCUACCUGGUCCUCUUCUUUGACAACAAGCGUACCUGGCAGUGGUUGCCCCGCACCAAACUCGUGCCCCUGGGUGUGAACCAGGACCUGGACAAGGAGAAGAUGCUGGAGGGGCGCAAGUCCAACAUCCGCAAGUCUGUCCAGAUCGCCUACCACCGGGCCAUGCAGCACCGCAAUAAGGUGCAAGGAGAGCAGAGCAGCGACUCCAGCGAGAGCGACUGACCCUCACCGGGGCUCCCGCCCAGGCUGCUCGCUCGGUGCAGCUGGACUGUACGGGAGAGGGGAGCGGGGAGCUCCAGCCUCAAGAAGCCUGGGCCCUCAGUGGCCAGGCUGCGGGAGCUUGCGUAGAGCACCCAAGGCCCCUCCAGUGUGCUGAGCACACCCACAGAGCACUGUGCCCUCCGUGUGGGCAAGCCUACCUCUUGUGCCAGCCUGCCGUUCCUUCUUCCAUGCCUGGAAUUGCCCUGACCAGCUGCGUGAGCGACACCCAGCUGCCUGUAUAGCUCCCAAGGACAAUACCCCACUGUCUGGGUCCUGAGGUCCCCUGGGCCUUUGUAAAAUACUGUACAAUAGUGGGAGAAUGUAAAUUAUUUGGGCUGCUCCAUAAACACUCACCAACACACAGACCCCGGCCCCUCCUUUCCCUGCAUCAUAGUACCUGCCCUGAUCCAUUAGCCUUUCCUCGGCCCAGUCCUACCGACACUCUGCAGAGCAGGGCCGCUGUCUUCUCACUCGCACAUUUUGAUACUAUAGCUUUUUGGAACCUGGCUCUGCCUGAUCCCACCCCCCCUUGCCCUGUAGGCCCCCGGCUCUUCUUUCUGCUGCAGCCGGGUGCGCAUUUGUACUUGUAUUUAUUUUGGAGGAAGAAGAUCUCUAUCAAUUCUUAGAAAAUAAAAUGGCUCUUUUGGAA